UCCUGAGACUGCCUCACAGGGGUGUCCAGAGCCAGCAGCAAGGGCCAGAGGAAGGCAGACAGGCAAACACAGAGAGAGAGACCCAGCAAAGGAAAGACACCGAGAGAAAGAGACAGACCCCAAAAGAGACAAGGACCCCCAACAUUCAUCCACAGAGCCACAAGUGGAGGCCAGAGCCAGCCUGGGAGGAGGCCUGCCGCCUGUCCGUCCCCAUGGGCCACCGUGGGCCAUGGCCGCACACCUCUCUGCUCUGGGCUGCCGUGGCCAGCCUGCUCCUCCCCCCGGCUGUGACCCAGCAGCUGAGAGGGGCUGGGCCGGGGCCCAGCCACUGGAACAACAAUGCAGGCGUCUCAGGGCCCUCAGAGGACGGGUCAGGUGAGUUCGGGCACCCCACCCACAGCCAUGGAAGCUACAGGGAUGAGAACGACGCUGUGUUCACAGGGAGCGGGCAUCGACUCUGGAGUCACAGACCCCGCGGGGAAGAGGAUGAAGAUCUCUCCAGGGAAUACGGUCACCGACUCCAAGGCCACAGGCUCCAGAGCCAUGAAGCCGGAGACGAGAACCUCUCCAAGGAGGAAGUCUUCCCGGGGCAUGCUCAGCGGGCGCUCGAGCACGGAGGCCUCGGGGAUGAAGAUGGAGAUGAUUCGGCAGAGGGUGGGCACCGCUUCCCCAGCCACGGGAGCCUCGGCCAUCCGGACGAGGAUGAGGACGAGGAUGAGGACGAGGUUGUGUCCAGUGAGUAUCCACAGCGUGUUAUCAGGCAUGUGCACCGGGGCCACGGAGACGAUGAUGAAGAAGAAGGUGAGGAGGAUGUUUCUACUGAGUAUGGACACCAGGCCCACAGGCACCGAGGUCACAGAGAAGAAGAAGAAGAUGAUGAUGAUGAUGAUGACGGAGCCUCCUUUGAGUACAGGCAGCAGGCCCACACGCAUCAAGGCCACGGGAAGGAAGAGGAUGAGCAUCAGCAUCACGCCCCCGGCCAUGGGCACCAAGGCCAUGAAAAAGAAGAAGAUGACGAUGAUGGUGAGGAUGACGAUGUCUCCACUGAGUACGGACACCAGGCCUAUGGGCACCGGGACUAUGGCAAGGAAGAGGAUGAAGGUGUCUCAGAUGAAGAUCACUAUCCUGUCCCUGGCUACGGACACAAAGAAGAAGAUGAUGAUGACGAUGAUGAUGAUGUCUCCACUGAGUAUGGACACCUGGCACCCAGGCACGGAGCUCACAGGGAGGAAGAGGAUGACGUCUCCGAUGAAGGCCGCCAUCACCAGCCCAGCCACGGACACCGAGGCCAUGAAGACCAGGAAGGUGAGGAAGAGGAUGAGGUUGUGUCCACGGAACACUGGCGCCAGGUUCCCAGACACACUCACCACAGCCUUGAAGAUGAGGAGGAGGGGAUCAUGGUCAAGUUCAGCCACCACGUUGCAAGCCACCAGCCAGAAAGCCACAAGAGCGCUGAGGAGGGGUACUUCCCAGAUGAGUAUAAAACAGAAGUCUCUGGCCAUCACCGCCACGAAGUUCCCAAGGAGGAAGAUGAGGACAGCUCUGCCAAGCUUGGCCACCAAGUUCCCAGCCAUAGACCACAGGGCCACCAGGAUGAAGGGAAUGGCCAGAGAGUGUCCAGCGAAGAGAUGAGCCACCAACUCCCAGAAUCCACAGGAGUCAAGGAUAGAAGCCAUUUUGGGAACAGAGACUCUGAAGAAGAAGAGAAGGAAGAAGACCAUGGCUCCCAUGAGGAAGAGGAUGAAGGUUCAGAGCAGGGAGAAGAAGGCACCCACCAUGGCCGCCUGGGCCAGGAGGAUGAGGAAGACGAGGAGGAAGGUCAUGGCCUCCGGCUGAGCCAGGAGGAUGAGGAAGAAGAGGAUGAGAGGAGAGAAGAGAGGGCUGAUGUUCGCGCCCCACUGAGCCAAGCCCACCGGGAGGAGGAAGAUGAAGAGGAGGAGGCGGGGCUGGAUGAAGACCAGAUCCCCUUCACCAUCAUCCCUCACCCCCUGGCUAGGAGGGAGGCGGCUGGAGGCGGCUCCAGUGAGGAGGAGAGUGGCGAAGACACCAGUCCACAGGAUGCCCAAGAGUACGGGAACUACCAGCCAGGGUCCCUGUGUGGCUACUGCUCCUUCUGCAAUCGGUGCACUGAAUGUGAGAACUGUCACUGUGAUGAGGAGCACAUGGGAGAGCACUGCGACCAGUGCCAGCACUGCCAGUUCUGCUACCUCUGCCCCCUGGUCUGCGAAACUGUCUGCACUCCAGGAAGCUACGUCGACUAUUUCUCCUCGUCCCUCUACCAGGCCCUGGCGGACAUGCUGGAAACUCCGGAGCCCUGACCCGGGCGCGCAGCCGCGGCGCAGACGUGUACCUCCCUGGCCCUCCAGCACCCUUCCACAAGCCCUAUUUAUUUCUCUGAAUAAACGUGCUCCCCGAAACCUC
Messenger RNA from Phyllostomus hastatus (greater spear-nosed bat), 2421 nucleotides. RefSeq names its product histidine rich calcium binding protein (gene HRC). The record is from RefSeq and is a predicted model, not a curated record. The coding region runs from base 213 to 2318 and encodes 701 amino acids. The transcript is spliced from 6 exons. NCBI's taxonomy places the organism in Eukaryota, Metazoa, Chordata, Mammalia, Chiroptera, Phyllostomidae. Gene Ontology annotation, molecular function: calcium ion binding.